AUGGGUAAAAAGUCGAAGAAACAAGUCGAAGAUAUUUGGGCUGAGGAAGACGUCCCUGAAGCCGAAGAAUUUGGUAAUACUGAAUCUAAUACAGCAGAAGCAACGAAUCCAGAUCAAGAAUCAAAUAAUGAAACUAAUGGUGAUGCUCCAGAAGAAGCUUCAGCAGAUGAUAUCGCCGGUGAUUUUUUAGGAUCUAUCCGUAAAAAUAAACAAAAGAAAGCGCAAAAGGAAGAAGACAAAUCUAAAGCAGAAUCAAAUGGAGCUCCAAAAAUUUUAUCCAAAAAGGAAAAAGAAAAAUUGAAGAAAGAAGCUGAAAAGCAAAAGAAAAAGGAACAAGCUCAGAAAAAGAAGGAACAACAAGCAACUAAGAAAGAGCAGAUUAAAGAGGCCAAUAAACAAAAUGCUGCUUCAGUUUCAGCGUCAGCAACACCGGAACCUGAAGACACAAAAUCUGAAGAUCAACAAGAAAAAUCUAAACCUGCUAAAAAAGGUGGUAAAAAAGCUCCAGCAGGUCUUGCGGCAUUGAGAAAACAAUUGGAGUUGAAAAAGCAAUUGGAAGAAGAACAACGUAAAGCUGAAGAAGAAGAGGAGAAUCAAAGAUUAGAAGAAGAAAGAUUAGCCAAAGAAGAGGAAGAAAAGAAAGAAGCCGCUAGAGCAGCAAAGAAAGAACGUGAUAGAUUGAAGAAAGAGCAAUUAAAAGCCGAAGGUAAAUUACUUACUAAGAAACAAAAAGAAGAGAAAAAAUUACAAGAACGUCGUCGUGCUCAAUUAUUACAAGCCAACAAUGUUUCAGUACCUGGAUUACAAAAAGAAGCCAAAGAUGGUGAGACUCCAAAACCUAAAAAAAUAGUUUAUGAAAAGAAGAAAUCAUCAAAAGCGAAGACAUUUAUUCAAAAACCUCAACAACAAAAACAAACAGAAAAGAAACAAGAGGAAGAAGAAGGUGAUGAGCCAGUGGUUGACGAUUGGGAGAAAAUGGCUCUUGACGAUGACGAAGCUGUUGAAGAUUGGGAAUCCGCUGCUGUAGAAGAUGCCAAAGAACAAGAAGAGAAAGAAGAAGAAGAGGACCAGGAAGAAGAAGACGAGGAAGAAGAAGAGGAAGAAGACAGUAAAGAAGAUGAAGAGGCUGAAAGGAAGAGAAAGGAAGCCGAUGCAGCAGCCAAAGCUGAAUCGGAAAGACAAGCAAAAGAAGAACAAACUAAACAACAACAACAACAACAAGCACAAGUUACAAAACCAUCCACGAAUAAUACUGCAUCUUCAACAGAAAAAGAAUUACGUUCACCUAUAUGCUGUAUAUUGGGUCAUGUUGAUACCGGUAAAACCAAAUUAUUAGAUAAAAUCCGUCAAACAAAUGUUCAAGGUGGAGAAGCUGGUGGUAUCACACAACAAAUUGGUGCUACUUAUUUCCCAGUUGAUGCUAUAAAACAAAAAACUGCAGUCAUGGAAAAAUAUGAAAAACGUUUCUUUGAAGUUCCAGGUUUAUUAAUUAUUGAUACACCAGGUCACGAGUCUUUCACCAAUUUAAGAUCUCGUGGUUCAUCAUUAUGUAAUAUAGCCAUUUUAGUUAUUGAUAUUAUGCAUGGUUUAGAACAACAAACUAUUGAAUCUAUAAGACUUCUUAGAGAUAGAAAAGCUCCUUUUGUUGUUGCAUUAAAUAAAAUUGAUAGAUUAUAUGAUUGGAAAGAAAUUCCAAAUAAUUCAUUUAGAGAUUCAUUUUCAAAACAAACUAAAUCUGUUCAACAAGAAUUUCAUAAUAGAUAUGAACAAAUUAAAUUAGCUUUAGCUGAACAAGGUUUAAAUUCAGAAUUAUAUUUCCAAAAUAAAAAUAUGUCAAAAUAUGUAUCUAUAGUUCCUACUUCAGCUGUAACUGGUGAAGGUGUUCCAGAUUUAUUAUGGUUAUUAUUAGAAUUAACUCAAAAGAGAAUGUCAAAACAAUUAAUGUACUUGUCUACUAUUGCUGCUACAAUCUUGGAAGUCAAAGUUGUUGAAGGUUUUGGUUAUACUAUUGAUGUUGUUUUAUCAAAUGGUAUAUUGAGAGAAGGUGAUCGUGUUGUUUUAUGUGGUUUAAAUGGUCCAAUAGCGACAAAUAUAAGAGCUUUAUUAACACCACCACCAUCAAGAGAAUUACGUAUUAAAUCAGAAUAUAUACAUCAUAAAGAAGUUAAAGCAGCAUUGGGUGUUAAGAUUGCUGCAAAUGAUUUAGAAAAAGCUGUUGCUGGUUCUAGAUUAUUAGUUGUUGGUGAAGAUGAUGAUGAAGAAGAAUUAAUGGAUGAAGUUAUGGAUGAUUUAACUGGAUUAUUAGAUUCAGUUGAUACUUCAGGUAAAGGUGUAGUUGUUCAAGCAUCAACUUUAGGUUCAUUAGAAGCUUUAUUGGAUUUUUUGAAAGAUAUGAAAAUCCCAGUUAUGUCUAUUGGUUUAGGUCCAGUAUAUAAAAGAGAUGUUAUGAAAGCAGUUACAAUGUUGGAUAAAGCUCCUGAAUUAGCAGUUAUGUUAUGUUUUGAUGUUAAAGUUGAUAAAGAAGCAGAACAUUAUGCUGAUGAAAAUAAUAUUAAAAUUUUUAAUGCUGAUAUUAUUUAUCAUUUAUUUGAUGCUUUUACAGCUUAUCAAACAAAAUUAUUAGAAGCAAGACGUAAAGAAUUUAUGGAAUAUGCAGUUUUACCAUGUGUUUUAAAAACUAUACAAAUUAUUAAUAAAAGAAAUCCUAUGAUUAUUGGUGUUGAUGUAAUUGAAGGUGCAGUCAGAAUUGGUACUCCAAUUUGUGCAGUUCGUCAAGAUCCAGUAACAAAACAACCAAGUAUAAUGGUAUUAGGUAAAGUUUCAUCAUUAGAAGUGAAUCAUAAACCAGCUGAUUCAGUUAAAAAGGGUCAAACAGCAGCAGGUGUUGCAAUGAGAUUAGAAAAUCCUUCAUCAGCUCAACCAGUUUGGGGUCGUCAUGUUGAUGAAAAUGAUAAUUUAUAUUCUUUAAUUAGUAGAAGAUCAAUUGAUACUUUAAAAGAUCCUGCUUUUAGAGAUACUGUUUCAAGAGAUGAUUGGUUAUUAAUUAAAAAAUUAAAAACUGUAUUUGAUAUUAAAUAG
Messenger RNA from Lodderomyces pseudojiufengensis, 3078 nucleotides. RefSeq names its product translation initiation factor eIF5B (gene FUN12). The transcript has a single exon. The coding region runs from base 1 to 3078 and encodes 1025 amino acids. Lineage: Eukaryota; Fungi; Ascomycota; Pichiomycetes; Serinales; Debaryomycetaceae. The record is from RefSeq and is a predicted model, not a curated record. Gene Ontology annotation, molecular function: translation initiation factor activity; GTPase activity; GTP binding.